GCUCUGCAGUCUGCGCCUCAAGAAACUCACAGUCCUCAAAGAGCUGGACAAAGAGCUGAGCUCUGUGCUUAUCGCUGUGAAGAUCCAGGGUUCAAAGCGAGUCCUGAGAUCAAAUGAAUACGUCCUCCCGCCUGGCGGCCUGAUGGAGACAGAGCUGGAGCUGACCUUCUCACUGCAGUACCCACACUUCCUCAAGAGAGAUGGCAACAAGCUACAGAUCAUGCUGCAGCGGAGGAAGAGGUACAAGAACCGCACAAUCCUGGGCUACAAGACCCUUGCAGUGGGAAUCAUUAACAUGGCCGAGGUGAUGCAGCACCCAACGGAUGGUGGGCAGCUGCUGGGCCUCCACAGCAACAUGAAGGAUGUGAACAUCCGCGUGGCUGAAAUCAGCAUUUACUCUUUGUCCAGUCAGCCCAUUGAUCAUGAGGAUGGGAACGUUCCCUCAGGUCCUAAAAUCAAAGCUUCAGAUCGCUCCCCAGACAUUGAUAACUACUCUGAAGAAGAGGAUGACAGCUUCUCCUCAGAGCAAGAAGCCAGCGACGAUGCUGUGCAGGGUCAGGAUCUGUUUGAUGAAGAGGAUGACUUGAGGAAAACCAAGAAGGCUAGGAGGAAAAUGAUCCGAACCACAUCAAUGACCAGACAACCAAACUUCAAGCAGAAAUUUGUGGCUUUGCUGAAGAGGUUCAAAGUGACGGAGGAGGUCCUGGACUCUGACCCUGUAGACCAGACCCAAGAGGUGGAGGAGGACUUGGGCUUGCUCUAUGACAGCCUGGAGGAGUGCAACAACAGUGACAGUGGCCCAGAGAUUGAGGACAAUGAGAGUGUGCACAGCACACCCAAGCCCACCCUGAGGCGUUUCUUUGAGGGAGUCUCUCAUUCUGGUUCCCAGACUGAGAUCGGCAGUCUGCACAGCCAGAAAGGGCAGGAUCAAGAGGCGGGCAGCCCUGGCGAGCCAGACAAGCGGAAGCCAGGAGUGCUGCGGCCACAGGAAGAGCCAGGAGUGGAAGUCCCUGCAGUGGAGCUGGCCACAGAGGAGCCAUGUUCCCGGCUGGCCCCCGCAGAGACUGCCACAAGGGAGAGCAGUGUGGACAGGCUCGCCCAGCUGGGCCCUGGCACCAAAGCCGAGCUCCCCAGUGCCGUGUCCCCCAGCAAGGCUGAGAGCAAGCAGCUGUGGCGUCCCCGCAGCACCUCUGUGAAGGACCGGCAGAGCUCAAAGGGACAGGGUGGCCGCACCAGCAGCCUGGACAGCGAGAGCUCUCCAGACUCGUGGCACAGCACUCAGGUGCCCCGAAAGUCUGUUUAUGAUCAACUGAACCAGAUCCUUGUCUCCGAUGAGCAGCUUCCCGAGAGCAUUGUGCUGGUGAAUGUUUCUGAGUGGCAGGGCCAGUAUGUGAGUGAGCAGCUCCAGGCGCACAAGCAGUUGGUCGUGUCCACCUGCUCCGUGGCGGACAUCCAGGCAGCCUUCAACACCACUGUCUCCCGCAUCCAGCGAUACUGUAACUGUAACUCCCACAUGCCUCCCCCAGUGAAGGUGGUGGUGGCAGGUGACCAGAGCUACCUGAGCGUUGUCCUGCGUUUCUUUGUGGAGCAGCUGGCCAGCAAGACUCCCGACUGGCUCAACUAUCUUCGCUUCCUGCUGGUGCCACUGGGCUCUCACCCUCUGGCGAAGUACCUGGCCUCGGUGGAUAACAAGUACAGCACUCUCUUCCUGGACACAGCAUAAACGGAGCCACCCAGCGCAGACACUGUGGACAUCGCGGGCCGUGUUGCCCAGUUCAUCGCUGGAGCCAGCCUCUCUCACCAGCUCCCCAUCUCAGAGGCUAUGCUGACCUACAAGCAGAAGAGUCCCUGGAUCCCUUCUCCUUCACCUUUUGUACCCUUUGUGGGGGUGGUGAAGGUGGGCCUGGUGGAGCAGUCCUUCAGCGCCUCUGUGGACUCAGAUGAUGCCACAGUGUGCACUCCGUCCCUGCUGAGCUCAACACCAACUGCCAGUGGAUCAGCCCCCUAUGGCAAAGAGACUGUGAGCACCCCGCCACCCUCCCCAUCUGUCAGCAGUGGCCUCUCCGGCGCUGGGUCUCUGAGCCCUGGUGUGGAGGUGAUGGGCCUGCAGGUGGACUACUGGACAACACAAGGGCUGGACAGAAAGAAGGAGGGCGAAAAGCGGGAGACAGGUAUCAAGAACACACUCAAGAGCAACUUCCGCUCACUCCAGGUCAGCCGCAUCCCCGGCACGGGGGAGCUGGUGCCCCCUAGCACCAUGGCCAUGACUGUGGUCACCAAGGAGAAGAACAAGAAAGUGAUGUUCCUGAGCAAGAAACCAAAAGAGAAGGACCUGGAGCCCAAAAGCCAAGUCAUUGAAGGGAUUACACGCCUCAUCUGCACAGCCAAGCACCAGAACACCAUGUUGCGAGUCUCCAUAGAUGGGGUGGAGUGGAACGAUGUGAAGUUUUUCCAGCUGGCAGCACAGUGGCCAACACACGUCAAGUACCUCCCCGUGGGCAUCUUUGGCUAUUCGAAGAGUGUGUGA
Molecule: messenger RNA, 2527 nt
Organism: Nestor notabilis (Kea)
Lineage: Eukaryota; Metazoa; Chordata; Aves; Psittaciformes; Psittacidae
Product: phosphofurin acidic cluster sorting protein 1-like
Exons: 23
Biological process (GO): protein localization to plasma membrane
Molecular function (GO): transmembrane transporter binding
Source: RefSeq, a predicted model, not a curated record